Zingiber officinale is the source of this 1739-nucleotide messenger RNA. Its product is annotated as aromatic aminotransferase ISS1-like. The record is from RefSeq and is a predicted model, not a curated record. Gene Ontology annotation, biological process: biosynthetic process. The transcript is spliced from 9 exons. Lineage: Eukaryota; Viridiplantae; Streptophyta; Magnoliopsida; Zingiberales; Zingiberaceae. The coding region runs from base 340 to 1521 and encodes 393 amino acids. Gene Ontology annotation, molecular function: catalytic activity; pyridoxal phosphate binding.
AGUUCGACGGCUACUGCUCCCAGCUCGUUCGUUCUCCAUCAGAUCUCUUCACCUUUCCACUUUUUGAUCUUCCCACGUCUCCGCCGCCUUAAUUCCCAGGCUGCAGACACGUUCAUUUCGUCAGUUUACGAAGCUAUAAAGAUUGGAUCUUUAGAUGCUCAAGGGGAGAGGGACGGGGGGUCGCUGGGCUGCUGGUCUGUGACGUCAAAUUUGGUGGCCAAAGCUUCCGCUUUUGCCUCCGUUUUUACGCUAGUCGGCCGGGGUCUUUCCUAGAGAUUGGUCCCCCCUUGCUGCCCUUUUGACCUUCCCCUUGUGCCCUCCUCGAUCAUCAUAGGCGGAAUGGGGACCAGGGCCAAGCUUGCGAAGAGAGCUCUCGAGACGGAUAUGCCUGUCAUGGUCCAGAUUCAGGAACUGAUGCGUGGAACGAAGGAAGCGAUAUCACUAGCUCAGGGUGUAGUCUAUUGGCAACCACCUGAACAAGCUCUAGAAAAAGUUAAACAACUCAUUGGGGACCCUUCGAUUAGUAAAUAUGGUGCUGAUGAAGGUCUUCCAGAACUUAGGCAGGCUCUGAUUGAGAAGUUGCAAAGGGAGAAUAAUCUGAAUAAAUCUGCAGUUAUGGUCACAGCUGGUGCAAACCAGGCAUUUGUAAAUGUGGUGCUUACCCUCUGCGAUCCAGGGGAUUCAGUUGUCAUGUUUGUGCCAUAUUACUUCAAUGCUCGUAUGGCAUUCCAAAUGACAGGCGUUACCGACAUAUUGGUUGGGCCUAGUGAUCCCGAAACACUUCAACCAGAUGUUGAAUGGUUAGAAAAGACUCUAUCACAAGAUCCAAUUCCCAAGCUAGUGACUGUUGUAAAUCCAGGAAACCCUUCAGGAGCCUACAUCCCGGAGCCUCUCCUCCUGAAAAUGUCAGAUCUUUGUAAAAGAGCCGGUGCAUGGUUCGUUGUAGAUAACACAUAUGAGUAUUUCAUGUACAAUGGUCUGAAGCAUUCUUGCAUAGAAGAUGACCACAUCGUCAAUCUCUUUUCGUUUUCUAAGGCCUAUGGAAUUAUGGGAUGGCGUAUUGGAUAUAUAGCAUACCCAGAUGCAGUCGAUGGUUUUGCAGCUCAGCUUCUCAAAGUUCAGGACAACAUUCCCAUCUGUGCUUCAAUCAUAGGCCAGCAUUUGGCUCUUCACUCCCUUGAGGUUGGACCGGAAUGGGUUAGAGAAAGGGUGCAGCUCCUCGUGAGGAGCAGAGACAUGCUCAUAAAAGCUUUGGCUCCACUCGGGGAAGAAAAUGUCAAGGGAGGACAGGGUGCUAUCUAUCUCUGGGCUAAACUUCCUGAGAAGUUCUCGGACGACUAUGAGGUUGUCAGAUGGCUAGUGAGGAGGCACCAUGUGAUCGUCGUUCCCGGGAGUGCCAGUGGCAGUCCAGGCUAUGUUCGAAUUUCGUUCGGCGGCCUGAAAGAGACUGACUGCGAGGUAGCUGCCUACAGGCUGCAGAAAGGUUUGGAAGAGCUGGUGAAGGACGGCAUGGUCGAGUAAAUAACAAAUGCAAUCGUUGGGCUCCAAAGCACAACUGAAGUGAAGUGAAGUGAAGCUGUUUUCAUUUGCCUUCUGGACUGAUUCCAAUAAGAUCUUCCUCAUUUUGUGUUCAUAUUCAUAGUUUUUGCUUUGUUUUGUUUCGAUUCAUUUUCCAUUGCGAAGAGGUAAAGACAGCAAAUAACAUCUCUUAAACCAUAAUGAAGCAUCAUUUCCUUUCA